AUGCGUUUCUCUGCUCUCCUUGCUGCUCUCCUGCCCAUCGGUGCAGCCCUGGCCAACACCAUCCUCGUGAAAGUUGGUGAGAAUGGAACCCUGACAUACAAUCCUUCAAGCGUGAAUGCCACCGUUGGAGAUACCAUCGCUUUCCAGUUCUUGGCCAAGAACCACACCAUUACACAGUCGACGUUUGCGUCGCCAUGCACGAACUUCACUAGCGCCAACGGGACGACCGGUGUUGAUUCCGGUUUCCAAUUCGUCGCUGCGAACGCGAGUGCGUUCCCGCAGUUCAGCUUCACCGUCCAGAACGCGAGCGCACCGCUCUGGUUCUACUGCCGUCAGGCUGGGCACUGUGCUGCGGGAAUGGUGUUCGCCGUUAAUCCUACUGCGCAGAAGAGCUUUGCGACGUUCCAGGCUGCUGCCAACGCCACCGGCAUGAACGCGACCGCGUCGUCGGCCGCACCUUCACACGCGUCGUCAGCUGCCUCCUCGCCCUCCGCCUCCUCGACAACGAAGAUGAACGGCGCGAACACGGUCCGCACCGGCAGCGCCGCGGUCUUGUUAACCGCCGCCGGCACGCUCGCAGGGCUGCUGCUAUGA
Sparassis crispa is the source of this 594-nucleotide messenger RNA. RefSeq lists its product as hypothetical. The coding region runs from base 1 to 594 and encodes 197 amino acids. The transcript is spliced from 4 exons. NCBI's taxonomy places the organism in Eukaryota, Fungi, Basidiomycota, Agaricomycetes, Polyporales, Sparassidaceae. The record is from RefSeq and is a predicted model, not a curated record.